AUGCCACCAGAGGAUCACAAGUGGAUUGGCAAAAGGCUUUUCAAAAUUGGAUCCAAAGUAAAGCCAGCACUUCGUGAUGACCUCCAGCUCUGGUAUUACCCCCCACAGCCAGCACUUAUUUACAAUCAGGCUCCAGCUCCAGACAGAUUAUUUUGUCAUUCUCUUCUGCUGUGGAUGCCAUACAAGCUGUGGAGGGUUAAGGUUCUCUGUCCCAAUCCAGCCUGCGGACAACAUCAGCUGACAGGAGGUGGUCUGCACAAAAGGGCACGGCAGGUUCUAGACAUUGACAGAACAUACAAUAUGGUCACAGAAACCCUUAUCUGUACCAAGUGUAGAGCCUCGCAUGUGUCCUGGAGUCAGACUGUCCUGCAACAGCUAGAUCUGGGCCAUCGCUCUGAGUUUCAGGUCAUCCUCACGCGGAAGUACGCCUGUGAUAUGCGGGUCAUCAGGCUCUUGCUUGAGCGUGGCUUAGGCAAUAGUCCCACGCGGGUGAUAAAGCAGCUGCGUGAAAACCACAGCGAGCAGUGGCUCCAUCGUCUGGCCCGGUACACCACCCAAUGUGUUGACUUCCUCAAUCAACCCGGGGUGAUGCCAGUAAAAUUCCAGGAGCCCCCAGAGCCUACGGUGGUGCCAAGCUGCAAGUGGUUGCUCACCGUUUACAGCCAAGACAUUCUGACCAGGCUGGAUGAAAUCCAUGCAAGGAUAACAUCCACCUAUGGCUCUGUCUUGAAGAUGGAUUCUACUAAAAAGAUCACCAAGAAGCUGGCUGGGACAGCGAGGGGAACGGGACUCUGGCUUACCUCUGUUGGCAACGAGUUUGGUCAGGUGCUCAUAAGUGUGCUGACAGCCCAGGAAGGAGCAGGACUUGACAUGAUGGUAGACGGUCUGGUGAAAAGAUACCAGCAGGCUGGUGUAAAUCCACCUUCUGUGUUGUACGUGGACUGUGGGUGCUGCAGCGAGGUGAGCGAGAGCAAGCUGAAAACCAGGUUUAGGGGCUGGCCAGAUCUCAUGAUACGCUUGGACAUCUGGCAUUUUAUGCGCAGGAUUGCCUUGGGGUGUACAACUGAUGCCCAUCAGUUGUACCCCAUCUUCAUGUCACGGCUAUCAGCAUGCAUCUUUGAAUGGGAUGCAGCUGACGUCUCUAUCCUUCGCAAAGCAAAGAGAGAGCUGUUGAUGUCCCAGGGUUGGCCUGCGCUGACAGAUGAAGAUGUAAACAAGCAUCUGACCAGAGAGGAGCUGGCUCUACAUUGCCGGAGGAGGACCCAUUGA
Molecule: messenger RNA, 1269 nt
Organism: Carassius carassius (crucian carp)
Lineage: Eukaryota; Metazoa; Chordata; Actinopteri; Cypriniformes; Cyprinidae
Exons: 3
Coding region: 1-1269 (422 amino acids)
Source: RefSeq, a predicted model, not a curated record